AUAAAACUUCUGAACCUGAAUUUGGAAGUGAAACGGCUCUGGAAUUUGUGCAAUGGACAAAUCUGUAUUUGUACAGAAGAUCUUGAGGAGCAGAAAUUGUGAGUGAUAAUUGCAAAGUAAAAAACUAAAGCAGCCAUUAGAAUCAGGGGAUUAAGACAGUAAUCAAACAGUUACAAAGAAGAUAAAAACUAUUGUACCUCGUUGAAAGAGAUGGAUAUAACCUACUCGAGGCUGUUGCCCUGGUACUGCGAUCAUGAUAAGGAUCCAGCUAUCACCACUCUUCAUAUUACUGAAAAACCCGCUUCAAUUUCUAAGAGAAAUCGCUAACCAAGAAAGGUUGGGAAAUAGCUCCAUCAAAUGGAAUUACAGGGCAAAGAAGGAAAAGCCCCAGCAACCACAAUUCACGAUCUUGAUGAAAACAGGAACAACGUUUCUGCUUUGUCAUCCUCAGCCGCCAGCAAUCACAAUGCCAACAGAACUUUGGCUCAGUACAAUGCUGAUGCAAGACUGAUGGCUGAGUUUGAGCAGUCUGGUAUGUCUGGUAAGGUUUUUGACUACUCUAAAUCAGUUCCUGAGUCGCAGAUUCCAAGUACUGAAGAGCAAAUGAUCGCUUAUUUAUCAAAAAUCCAGAGGGGUGGCCUUGUGCAGCCCUUUGGUUGUUUGCUUGCAAUUGAGGAGCCCAAUUUUAGUAUCACAGCUUAUAGUGAGAAUUGCUUUGAUAUGCUGGGUUUGAAGAGUCUUUUUGAGUCGAAAGAGUCGAUGAGUCUGAUCGGUAUGGAUGCAAGAACCCUUUUUACCCCAUCUUCUAGGACUUCAUUGAUGAAAGCUGUUGCAUCAAGGGAAAUAUCUUUCUUGAACCCAAUCUGGGUUCACUCUAGGACUAACAAUAAACCAUUUUAUGCUAUAUUACAUAGAAUUGAUGUGGGCACUGUGAUUGAUUUGGAGCCUGCUCAUUCUGUUGGUGCUGAAAUGCUGCAUGCUGGUGCGUUGCAUUCCCAGAAACUAGCUGUGAAGGCGAUAUCGAGAUUACAGUCACUUCCUGGUGGUGAUGUUGGGGUUUUGUGUGACACCGUAGUAGAAGAUGUCCAAAGACUUACAGGGUAUGAUAGGGUUAUGGUUUAUAGGUUCCAUGAAGAUAAUCAUGGCGAGGUUGUGGCGGAAAUUAGAAGGUCUGACUUAGAUCCCUAUCUGGGAUUGCACUAUCCAGCAACAGAUAUUCCGCAAGCAGCACGCUUCUUGUUCAAGCAAAAUCGUGUUAGGAUGAUCUGUGAUUGCAAUGCUCCACCAGUACGUAUAGUCCAAAGUAAAGAACUGAAGCAGCCUCUUUGUUUGGUUAAUUCUACGCUUCGUUCGCCUCAUGGCUGUCAUAAUCAGUAUAUGGCCAACAUGGGGUCUAUUGCCUCAUUGGUCAUGGCAGUUGUCGUCAAUACUGGUGACUCAAUGAAACUAUGGGGAUUGGUAGUGUGCCACCACACUUCACCACGUUAUGUCCCUUUCCCCCUUCGAUAUGCAUGUGAGUUCUUAAUGCAGGCCUUUAGCCUGCAGCUUCAUAUGGAGCUUCAGUUAGCAUCACAACUUGCAGAAAAGAAGGUCCUCCGUACGCAAACCCUAUUGUGUGAUAUGCUUCUUCGUGAUGCUCCAUUUGGCAUUGUCACUCAAUCCCCUAAUAUCAUGGAUCUUGUGAAUUGCGAUGGGGCUGCAUUAUAUUAUGGUGGGAAGUCUUGGUUACUUGGUGUCACUCCUACUGAGGCACAAUUGAAGGAUAUUGCAGAAUGGCUGGUUAAGAGCCUUGGGGACUCCAUGGGGUUAAGUACAGAUUGUCUUGCUGAUGCUGGCUAUCCGGGAGCAGCUCUCCUGGGUGAUGCAGUUUGUGGCAUGGCUGCAGCAAGAAUUGCUUCAGCUGAUUUUAUAUUUUGGUUUAGGUCUCACACGGCAAAGGAAACCAGAUGGGGAGGUGCUAUGCAUCAUCCAGAGGACAAAGAUGAUGGUGGAAAAAUGCACCCCAGAUCUUCAUUUAAUGCUUUUCUUGAAAUAGUUAAACGCCGAAGUUUGACUUGGGAGGAUGCAGAGGUUAAUGCAAUUCAUUCUUUGCAGCUUAUAAUGAGGGAAUCCAUUCAGGGGAUUGAAGAGAGGGGUCCUAAGCCCAUCAUAUAUUGUCAACAGAAUGGUCGAGACAGCCCAAAGCUGGACCAACUUACUUCGGCAGCAGUUGAAAUGGUCCGGUUAAUAGAUACAGCUACUGCUCCAAUUUUUGGGGUUGAUCCAUCUGGUUUGAUAAAUGGGUGGAAUGCCAAAAUGUGUGAGUUGACAGGACUAGAAGUGCCUGAAGCUCUAGGGAAGUCCCUAAUUAAUGAUGUUAUUCAUGACGACUCACGAGAAGUUGUUGAGGAACUUCUGACCAGAGCUCUAGAAGGUGAGGAGGACAAUAAUGUGGAGGUGAAGCUGCUGAAGUUUGGGAAACAUGCUCCAAACUCGGUCAUAUACCUUCUGGUUAAUGCAUGCACUAGUAGGGACUACCAAAAUGAUGUUGUUGGUGUAUGCUUUGUGGGCCACGAUAUCACUGCUGAGAAAACUGUGAUGGAUAAAUUCAUCCGUUUGCAAGGAGAUUAUAAGGCUAUAAUAGAAAGUCUAAAUCCAUUGAUUCCACCCAUAUUUGCUUCUGAUGGGAAUGCAUGUUGUUCUGAGUGGAAUGCAGUAAUGGAAAAUCUGACUGGUUGGACGAGGCACGAGAUAAUUGGGAAAUUGCUGCCUGGGGAAGUGUUUGGAAGUUUCUGUCAACUAAAAAGUCGGGAUGUACUCACUAAACUUAUGAUUCUUUUGUACCGAGCUAUUAGCGGCCAUGACACUGAAAAAGUUCCUUUUGGCUUUUACAAUCGGAAAGGAGAGUAUGUUGAGGUGUAUUUGACAGCAAAUAGGAGAGCAGAUAAGAGCGGGAAUAUACUUGGCUGUCUCUGCUUCUUGCAGACAGUAGCCAUUAAUCAAAAGGUGUCUGCAGUAGACAAGCUGGAUGAGAGCCAAUAUAUAUCAAAGCUGAAUAAGUUGGCUUACAUUAGGCAGGAGGUGAGGAAUCCUCUGAACGGAAUCCGUUACACCCACCAACUCCUGGAAGGGUCAGCCCUUUCAGAUAAUCAAAAGCAAUUUCUUGAGACCAGUGAUGCUUGUGAAAGGCAGAUGCUAUCCAUUAUCGAUGAUGUGCAUCUUGGAAGUUUAGAGGAGGGCAACAUGGAGCUAAAAGUGGAAGAGUUUCUUUUGGUAAAUGUCAUCAAUGCUAUUCUCAGUCAAGCCAUGAAUUUGUUAAGAGAAAAGAAGCUGCAACUCAUCCACGACAUCCCUGAGCAAAUCAAGACUCUCCGUGUAUAUGGUGAUCAAAUUAAGCUUCAGUUAGCCUUAUCUAAUUUGUUGCUUACCAUAGUGGACUACGCUCCUUCUCCAGACGGUUGGGUGGAAAUUAAUGUCUCCCAUGGACUGAAGCUGAUACAAGAUAGAAACGAGUUCGUUCAUCUACAAUUCAGAAUGUCUCACCCAGGGGAGGGCAUUCCUUCUGCUCUCAUCGAAGAAAUGUUUGGUGCCAAAAAUCAUUCGGCUACACAAGAAGGACUUGCUUUGAACCUAUCCCAGAAAAUUGUCAGUAUGAUGAAUGGUAGUGUACGUUAUAUUAGUGAUGAAAGCAAAUGUUGCUUCCUGGUAGACCUUCAACUUAAGUUGUGGAAAUCAAGGUGACACUUUGAGCUCCGACCAUGUAAUUGUGAAGAAGAUAGAACAGUUUGUCCAUGUUAACACGCUGGUAAAUUUAGAUGAA
This is a messenger RNA of Sesamum indicum (sesame), 3799 nucleotides long. RefSeq names its product phytochrome E (gene PHYE). Lineage: Eukaryota; Viridiplantae; Streptophyta; Magnoliopsida; Lamiales; Pedaliaceae. Gene Ontology annotation, molecular function: photoreceptor activity; protein homodimerization activity; phosphorelay sensor kinase activity. Gene Ontology annotation, biological process: red, far-red light phototransduction; regulation of DNA-templated transcription; detection of visible light. The record is from RefSeq and is a predicted model, not a curated record.